Messenger RNA from Mitosporidium daphniae, 1335 nucleotides. RefSeq names its product queuine tRNA-ribosyltransferase. Bases 1 to 1335 code for a protein of 444 amino acids. Gene Ontology annotation, molecular function: tRNA-guanosine(34) queuine transglycosylase activity. Gene Ontology annotation, cellular component: cytosol. The record is from RefSeq and is a predicted model, not a curated record. Lineage: Eukaryota; Fungi; Microsporidia. The transcript has a single exon.
AUGGCAGAGCCGCCUUUACGCUUCGCCAUCGUUGCCCGGUGUUCGACAACACGUGCACGGGCUUCCUUGAUGCAUCUUCCACACGGAACAGUUAAGCUGCCUGUAUUCAUGCCUGUUGGUACGCAGGGAACCAUGAAGGGACUCACUGCCGACCAAUUGCGGGAGCUUGAUUGCGAAAUCCUGCUGUCCAAUACAUACCACCUUGGGAAUAGACCAGGCGUUGAUAUUCUUUCUGCUCAAGGUGGACUCCAUAAAUUCAUGGACUGGGAUCGGGCCAUUUUAACAGAUUCUGGCGGCUUCCAGAUGGUUUCCUUACAAAAGCUAUCCACCGUGAGCGAGGAAGGCGUGACCUUUGAGUCCCCUCACGACGGAAGCAUGAUGCUACUACGCCCAGAGGACUCGAUUGCCAUCCAGCGGGAAAUUGGCUCAGACAUCGUUAUGCAACUUGAUGAUGUAGUGAACCCGCUGUCCCCGCCUGCACGUCUUCAAGAGGCAAUGGAGCGCUCCAUCCACUGGCUUGACCGUGCUAUCGCCUCCAUGAAACAAAAUGAAGCUUCAAAUGUGGAACAAGUUUCUUUAGCAAACGCGCCGCCUGGAAAAAAGAUGAUCCCGGUCGUUGAAGCGCUUUCCUCGCAAAAGGCCGUCCCAGCACGUCAGACGCUCUUUCCCAUCAUACAAGGCGGCUUGGAUCUCACUCGUCGCGAUCACUGUAUUACAGAAAUGAAGAAAAGAUCUACACUUGGAUAUGCUAUUGGUGGCCUUGGAGGCGGAGAGGCGAAAAGCGAUUUUACGGCCAUGAUUCGGUUCUGUACAAAAGAGCUGGAGGGAGACGGCAGUUGCCCCUCAACCCCGAUAUAUUGCAUGGGUAUUGGAUAUGAUCUCGAUUUGCUGAUUUGCGUGGCACUUGGUGUUGAUAUGUUUGACUGCGUCUUUCCAACACGUACAGCAAGGUUUGGCCAUGCUCUGCACCCUUGCGGAGAUAUCUCGCUUAAAAAGGCAAUGUAUGCCCAGGAUUUGCGACCCAUCGAUUCGGAAUGCACAUGCCUCACUUGCCGAAACUAUACCAGAGCAGCCCUACAUGGGAUCGUCGGGAAAGAGACGACAGGCUGCCACCUGCUUUCAAUGCACAACAUUGCAUACAUGUUGCGAUUUUCACGGGCUAUGCGCGAUGCCAUAAUAGCAGACAAAUUCCCCGCAUACAUCAAAUCAUUUCUGCGUCGACGCUUCAUCGAAAAUGAGGAGCAGCUCGCCGAUAAAGAAGCGAUUGUGCCCGAGUGGAUUAUCGAUGCUCUUGCAAGUAUUGGCCUUGUCAUCGAUCCUAGAAUGGCAGAAUAG